Wickerhamiella sorbophila is the source of this 1599-nucleotide messenger RNA. Its product is annotated as Serine/threonine-protein kinase DBF20. NCBI's taxonomy places the organism in Eukaryota, Fungi, Ascomycota, Dipodascomycetes, Dipodascales, Trichomonascaceae. The coding region runs from base 1 to 1599 and encodes 532 amino acids. Gene Ontology annotation, cellular component: spindle pole body. The record is from RefSeq and is a predicted model, not a curated record. The transcript has a single exon. Gene Ontology annotation, biological process: intracellular signal transduction; peptidyl-serine phosphorylation. Gene Ontology annotation, molecular function: protein serine/threonine kinase activity; ATP binding.
AUGUCAGACCGAACCAAAGCGGGCUCACCGUUCAGUUCGCGAAUCGGCGGAAUUAUGUCUGGGCUGAGCCCGAAAUCGCUCAAGACACGCACGAAAGGCGACGAUUUGUCUUCGGCGCUGUCUUCGCUGCAGAUUGGCGACGCAGGUCUCCCGACUCUCAGCGAGGACGACAGGCGCAAACUCAGCGACCCUAAAGUAACGCGGCUUGCUCGGGUCACGCAAAUGUACUUUCUGGAAUACUAUUUUGAUUUGCUAAACUAUAUCAAGGCGCGGCGGGGCCGUUACGCUAAAAUGCACCAGGUCACUUUGCCCGGUAUGGCGGAGGCCGAGCGUCCAUUGGCCCUGCGCUCUUAUUACGGCCGGGAGCGGGCAUUGCUACGCAAGCGCCGAACAAAAUUGCAUUACGGUGACUUUGACAUCCUCACACAGGUUGGCCAGGGCGGAUACGGCCAGGUCUACUUGGCUCGCAAGCGGGAUAGUAAAGAAGUCUGCGCGCUUAAAGUUUUGAGCAAAAAGCUACUUAUCAAAUUGGACGAAAUUGGCCACAUUAUGACCGAGCGCGAUAUUCUUACGCAGGCCUCGCAAUCCGAAUGGCUGGUAAAGCUGCUGUAUUCUUUCCAGGACCCAGACAACCUCUAUUUGGCCAUGGAGUUUGUGCCUGGCGGUGAUUUCCGCACUCUGCUCAACAACACUGGCACCCUGAAUGCUCGCCACACUAGAUUUUACAUGUCAGAGAUGUUUUUGGCUCUUGACGCGCUCCAUCAGUUGAAUUUCAUCCAUCGCGACUUGAAACCAGAGAACUUUCUCAUUACUGCCGAGGGCCACAUCAAACUCACAGACUUUGGCCUUGCCGCAGGAAAGAUCUCCGACCACCGUAUUGAAAGUCUCCGGAAGAGACUAGACGAAGCCAAGCAAUUCAACGUUCCUUACUUAUCGGUCAAACAGCGUCAAGACGCCUAUCGCACCGCCCGCAUGGCCGAGAUUGAUUAUGCUUCUUCGGUGGUUGGCUCGCCCGACUAUAUGGCCCUCGAGGUGCUCCAGGGCCACAACUAUGACUAUACAAUCGACUACUGGUCGAUGGGCUGCAUGCUGUUUGAAGCAUUGGUAGGAUAUCCUCCGUUCUCUGGUCGGUCGAGUGAAGAGACGUACGCCAAUUUGCAGAACUGGAAAAAGGCAUUGAGGCGCCCCCAAUACGAGAAUGGCGAAUACGUUUUCAGCGACCGUACGUGGGAUCUGAUUCAACGCCUGAUCACCUCUCAGAGAUACAGACUGCGGUCGUUUUCCGAAGUCAGCAGCCACGCCUAUUUUGCCGACGUGGACUGGGCCAAUAUCAAAGACCAGCGGCCGCCAUUUAUUCCUGACCUGGACGGCGAAGACGACGCAGGCUACUUUGACGACUUUGACAACGAGGCAGAUAUGGCCAAAUACAAAGAAGUCCUAAACAAACGUGCCCACGUCGAGGGCCUGGCAGACCGGGGGAACCUGAGCUCAAGAGACUUUAUUGGAUUCACUUUCCGCCACGCCAAACCUGUGGCAUCCGAUAUCCCAGGAACUCUUCGGGGAGGUCUUGCCACUGAACCAUUCUCCACAAUACUGUGA